AUGGCUCCUAUCUCACUUUCAGGUGUGGCUAACCAGUGCCCAGCGCCUGGGCAGGAGCAGCCCUUUCCCGCAGCCUGGACACUCCCAGCAGGGACGGCAGCGCAGGACCCCCAGCCCCCGCCAACAGGUCUGCAGAGGGCUCCCUGUGGCUGCCUUUUCGACCCCCGAGCCUUCAGCCUGCAGUGGGCACUCACCCUGCUGCCUGCACCAGCCACUGCCACCCUCGGCCACGGUGAUACCUCGGUGCCAAGCGAUGGCCAGGGAGACCCUCAGAUCUCGGGGACUCCCUCAGUCUGGGCAGCCCCAGGGGCAUCUCAAGGCCAACUGGAACACCUGGUGCCCGCCGAAGAACUGAGUGGAGCAGUGCCCCAACCAGCAGCAGUGCUGCCCACGUCCAUGCCCAGCUACCAGCGCCUGGAGGGGCAGUGGGCGGCAGGAGGCACCCUGACUGCAGCGGGCACCUCGGCAGGGACAGCCUCGGACAGUGACACCCGCAUGGGCAGUGAUGUUCACCCCAGCUUCGCUGCUUGCCCCGAGGAGCCAGAGCCUGAGGACUCUGAAGACGCGCAGCUGGAGCUGCAGGCCGAGCUGCUGGAAGAGGAGCUGAGGCGCAUUGGCUUCUGGCAGGACGCGGGGCAGCUGUGCCACGCUGCAGUCAGCAGCAGCCCCGGGCCUGGGCACUGCGGGGAGAGCAGAGGCAAGGGGCCAGGGGCGGCGCCAGGCUCUCCAGCGCUGCCACCCAACUGCGUGGGGACACCGCGGGCAAAGAGCGUCCUCCCGAGCAGGCUUGUGUCCCCCAGCGCCUCUGCCUCUUGCCCUGAGGAGGACGCGGAGAAGGCGGAGGAGCAGGAGCUGGAGCUGCAGGACCAGCUGCUGCAAGAGGAGCUGCUGCGAAUCGGUUUCUGGGGGGCCGAGGGGCAGGUCAGCGCUCCCAGCGCCGAGGACAGUGGUGCCGGCAGCACAGGCAGCCCCCAGUGUGACCUGCAGUCCCUGCUGGAGGAGUGGCUGGGCCCCGACUGCAACGUCCUGGAGGCCAUCGACAGCGUCCUCAGCUGGGAGCAGCUCAGCGGCGUCGAGCUGCCGGCGCGGCAGCCUGGGGACGAUGUGGGACUGGAGCUGCUUCCGUCCCCGCCUGCCCUAGGGAAGAAGCGGGGGCAGAAGCGGGGACGCAGCCCCUCAGCAGAGCCCCCCAGCAAGCGCAGGGCUGCGGGGAGCAGAAUGGAGCUGGGAGGGGGCACUGGGCAGACAGGAGAGGAUUAGAGA
Messenger RNA from Pogoniulus pusillus (Red-fronted tinkerbird), 1263 nucleotides. RefSeq names its product proline rich 22 (gene PRR22). The transcript has 2 exons. The record is from RefSeq and is a predicted model, not a curated record. Bases 1 to 1260 code for a protein of 419 amino acids. NCBI's taxonomy places the organism in Eukaryota, Metazoa, Chordata, Aves, Piciformes, Lybiidae.